AAUGGAUAUUUUAUAUUGUGAAAAAUUUGUAGCAUCAGGUGUCUAUAUAUAUUAUUAAUUUAAAGAAGUAUAUUUAGAAAUGCUGUAAAUGAUCUAUUUUUGCACUUUUUAGCAAAGAUAGGUAUUAUGGUUAUUUAAGAUAUUGAAAGAGAAGAUGUUGUAUUUAUAUCUAAGGUAUUUUUGAAUAAUUAUUUAUAUCUUAGACAUUAAAUUUAUACUUCAAUUGAUGAAAGAUAAGAAUUACUGAUUACCUACUUAAUCUAAGGCUUAAACUAUCUUAGUUAGAGGAUCAAAUUAAAUUAGUUUUAGAUGAAACUGAUAGAAGUAUUCAUGAUGCAUCAUUUGUUUUUAGAAGUCUUGUUAAUAGUAAAGAAUAAAUCACAGGAGGUGGAGCAUCUGAAAUUCAUUUAUCAUUAAAACUGAUUUAAUAAGAUAAUAAUUUAUCUAAAAAUUUUUUAUCUAGAAAUUUGCAGGAAUAGGAAUGAAAAAAAUAAAUAUUUUCAAUAAUUAUUUAGAAUAAUAUUGUAGAAG
Messenger RNA from Paramecium sonneborni, 531 nucleotides. Lineage: Eukaryota; Ciliophora; Oligohymenophorea; Peniculida; Parameciidae. The record is from the annotation of a GenBank genome assembly.